This is a messenger RNA of Eurytemora carolleeae, 1873 nucleotides long. RefSeq names its product pescadillo-like. Gene Ontology annotation, molecular function: RNA binding. The record is from RefSeq and is a predicted model, not a curated record. Gene Ontology annotation, cellular component: nucleolus; PeBoW complex. Gene Ontology annotation, biological process: ribosome biogenesis; maturation of LSU-rRNA from tricistronic rRNA transcript (SSU-rRNA, 5.8S rRNA, LSU-rRNA). Lineage: Eukaryota; Metazoa; Arthropoda; Copepoda; Calanoida; Temoridae. The transcript is spliced from 13 exons. The coding region runs from base 46 to 1689 and encodes 547 amino acids.
UGUUACCCAACUGCAUUUUUGUUUUCAGAAUUAGCGUCGUAUAAAAUGGUUCCACGUAAGCGCAAGGGAGAGAGCGGGGAGGUGUCCAACUACAUGACGAGGAAGGCAGCCAUGUACAAGCUCCAGCUUAACCUCAAGGAUUUCAGGCGUCUGUGUAUUUUAAAGGGAGUGUUCCCUCGUGAGCCCAGGAACCGGAAGAAGGUGCAGAAAGGAAACUCUAGGAUUCAAACACUCUACUAUGAGAAGGAUAUAAGGUUUCUACUCCAUGAACCUGUAGUCUGGAAGUUCAGGGAGUUCAAGGUGUUCCUGAAGAAGCUGAAAAAGGCGCAGGAGAAGCGGAACUGGGAAACUGUGGAGAGAUUGAGGGCAAAUAAACCUAAAUACAGUCUAGAUCACAUUGUAAAGGAGAGAUAUCCCACGUUUAUAGAUGCUAUCCGUGAUCUAGAAGAUUGUUUGUGUCUUAUUUUCCUUUAUUCUACAUUCCCCAGAACAGCAAGAACCCCAGUGGAGAUGGUGGAUCUGUGUAAACGGUUGAGUGUAGAGUUUAUGCAUUUCGUUAUAGAAUCUCGAGCUCUUAGGAAGGUUUUCUGCUCCAUCAAGGGAUAUUACUUUCAGGCAGACAUCAAGGGUCAGACUAUUACCUGGAUAGUGCCACACAAUUUCGGAUAUCAGAACCCUGCAACAGUCGACAUGAAGCUCAUGUCCGUAUUCGUCGAAUUCUACACAACAAUGCUGGGAUUCAUCAACUUCAGAUUGUAUAAUAGCAUAAACUUGACCUACCCCCCUGUAUUGGCUGGUAUGGCGGCGGAGAGCGCCCAGGAUGACAGCUGUAUCGCAGCACUUAACCAAUCUCUCAAGAGAACAGUACUUCCCGAUGAGAUUCCUGAACUUGACAAUAUCCCCAUGAGUGAUGACAGUGAGGCGGUUGAGGCUGCCAGGAAGGAAGCGGAGGCCGUGGAGAACCAAUCUAAGCUCUUCGUUGGCCUCAAGUUCUUUUUGGGACGUGAGGUUCCCCGGGAGCCCCUCGUCUUCAUGAUCCGAAGCAUGGGAGGCGAGGUUAGUUGGUGCGCAACCACCGCACCUGGUUCUUCAUACACGGAGGAAGACGACAGAGUUACUCAUCAGAUUUCUGACAGGGAGAGUAUAUCGAAUAAGAAGCUUGGAAGGUUCUAUGUCCAACCUCAAUGGAUCUUUGAUUCUAUAAACCGUAGGAGUAAACUCAACGAGAAAGAUUAUGCUUUAGGGGAAACUUUACCUCCUCAUCUCUCUCCGUUCAUGGCGGAGAGAAGAAUCGGAGACUAUAUGCCACCAGAGGAGAAGGCUCUCCUAGAGGGAGACAAGGGAAAAGAAGAAGAGGAGGAUGAGGAGGUCGGAGAAGAAGAAGAAGAGGAAGAGGAAGAUGAUGAUAAUGAUCAGAGUGAAGAUGAUGAUGGGGAGGAGGAGGCGGAGGCAGGUACCAAGGUUACCCCUGGUAAACGUGAGAAGAAGGAUAAGGAACAUGAACGAAGGAUGCAGGAGGAUGAAGAAUACAGGCUACGGGUGAUGAUGGUGCAGAGGAAGCACCAGGGCCUGUACAAGUCAAUGAUGAAGAACAGGAAGAAGAGAGUGAACGAGUCCAAGAACUUGGAGAAGAAGAGGAAGGCGUGGGACGAGGAGAAUAAACCAGCCAAGAAAACGAAAAAGGCCUAAAUUUGUUCUCUAAAUUUCCCUAUUUUUUCAGAAAAUAUGAAAAUAUGAUCAAAUAACGAAAUCAUGAAAUGUAAAGACUGAAGAAACAAUGCGAAUUUCUAUUGAGGUUUUGCACCUGGAAGAAAAUGUGUUAUGCUAUAUUUGUUUUUAUAUCUAAAUCUAAGAAUAAAAUUGAAAUAAGUUA